AUGAAGCCGAAAAAGUUGCGACAGCGAACACUAAUUAAUAAACAGAGUGAUGUCGCUGUUGUUCUUGUCGGCAUUAUCUCGCAAUACUCAAAUUUUUACAUAACAAAACCACAAAAGAAAACAUCUAUUACUCGCUCCCUUUUUCGCAUCCACAAAAUCGACUUCGGCCAGGACGACAUCAUUGAUGUCCUAGAGUUUGUCCGUCGGCGCGAAACAGAACUAAUCGCCGAAGAAGUCCGUAAGGGUCUCAAUGAGUUCACUGCAAAACGAAGAAUGCAAGAAUCAAAAAGAUGGGAAAUAGUUCAUUUGCUGAUGGACAUUGGCCAUCGGUUUGGUUGGGAUGUCGAAACAACACGAGAGGAAAAUUGUGGGUUCUCGGGUGACACGUAUUUGGUGCAAAAUGUGAGAGGAAAGCGGAUCGAAAUUGAUAAAAUCACACAAAUUGCUGACAACAUUAGAACUUACGUUUACCAGAAAUUGGGAGGUGAUAAAGAAGUGAUUAUAGAGAGGGGAGAGUUGGAGAAGUUUGUGAAUGUUUUAGAGUGA
Molecule: messenger RNA, 546 nt
Organism: Entamoeba invadens IP1
Lineage: Eukaryota; Evosea; Mastigamoebida; Endamoebidae
Exons: 1
Coding region: 1-546 (181 amino acids)
Source: RefSeq, a predicted model, not a curated record